CUCACCACUAGGGGGCAGUGGAAUGCAGUGUUGAACAAAAGCACCUGAAAUGAAACAGUUGCUCCGGGAUGUAACGACAAAAGAAGAGCUCCUAAACAUUUGUGACCGUAUUGGAAUUAAACCAAAUAACAAAGUUCCUUCAACGUUUCUCAACUGUUCUGACAUCCUGUGACAACUUGUGGAAAUUAAAAAAUGACUGAACAUCAGUCAACUGGAAAAUUGCUGAAACGUUACCUGGAUGAACUGAGUGACAAAACGUUGAGGGAAUUUAAGUGGUACUUGAGCCAGAACCAGAGAGAGGGAUACAGACCCAUCCUGAUAGCCCAGCUGGAGAACGCUAGCCGAGAGGAUAUUGUGGAUAAACUGGUGCAGGUUUACAGGGAAGAUGGCGCUGUGGUGACAACUGUGGACAUUCUCUACAGGAUGAAUCAUAAUGACCUUGCAAUAAAGUUAAUUCAAGAAAAAAUAAAUUGUGGUGAGGGACGGCAUGUAGAUGAGCCGGUGUCCUCCGCUGCCAAAAAGAGAACGAGAGCCCCGGCUGUUCCCAAGGAUCUUGCUUGUUCGAUUUGCUUGCAUAUUUUCACUGAGGCUGUGGUGUUGCAGUGUGGCCACAGCUUCUGUAGGGGCUGCCUCCACAAAGCCUGGGAGGGGAAAAUCUCCCGGCAAUGCCCACUUUGUAAGAAAGCUGUACCUGACACUGAACCUCCGAUUAACUUCAGUCUGAAAAGUCUGAGUGAAAACUACAGAGAGAGUAUUGAGGUUCCUUACAAGAACAUCCAAAAAAAGCGGAAAGCUUUUAAAAAUGUCAAACACUUUUGUGAUUCAUCAGUUGAGCACAUUAAGAGGCAGAGCCGCGACACAGAGAGGAAGAUUAAGGAAGAGUUUGAGAAGCUUCGUCUCUUCCUCAAGGCCGAGGAAGCAGCCAGUCUGGCGGCAUUAAGAGAUGAAGAGGCUCGGAAGACUCGCAUGAUGGAGUUGAUCGCAGACAUGAGCAGAGACACACUCUCGCUCUCUGACACUGUGAAAAACAUAGAAGAUUUAGGGCUUGAUAACUUAUUUUUAAAGGACUUCAAGACUUCAUUGAAAGGCCCUCAGAAAGCACUGUCAGACCCAAGGAAACUUCCACAACCACAGAUAAACGUCUCCAAACAUGUGGAAAACCUUCAGUUCAGAAUCUGGGAGAAAAUGUUGAGCAUUGUAAAACACACCCAUGUGGUCCUGGACCCCACCACUGCAUCUCCAGGGCUCUCUCUGUCUGAUGAUCUGACCAAGGUGACAGUCACAGACUCCUGGCAGCAGCAUUCUGGAAGGCCAGAGCGCAACACUUCCCUUCAGCAGGUCUUGGGUUGCGAGGGCUAUGACUCUGGAAAACACAGCUGGGAAGUGGUGGCAAGAAGUCACACCAGAUGGAUACUUGGUGUCGCAGAAGAGGCCACAGAAAGGAAAGAAGAACUGUGGUCGGCUCCACAAAAUGGACUCUACACUAUUAUGAAAGGAAAGAGAGGUUAUAGAGACAACAAGGGGAAGACUUUAAGCGUACUGGAAAGUCCCAACAGGAUCAGGAUAGAGCUAGACUACGAAAAAGGGACAGUGUCAUUUCAUGAUGCUGAUACGAAUGCACUCAUUCUGACCUAUGAGGAGAUAUUUACCAAGAAGCUGUACCCAUAUUUUGCUUUUGUUAAAAAAAAUGACGGGGGAGGCUUUAUACAGAUCUGCGAGUCGAAGGUUUCUGUCUCUAAGUGACAUAGCUGCAGAAAAUGGCUGCUUCAGAUUCAGUAACAUGUAUCACUAACAUAUGUUGCCUUCCAUUUUUGCUGAAAAAAUAGUUUUGUUAUCAUUCUGUUCAUGUGGUGUUUGUUGUUUUAGUCACUCUAGUGUUGUAGCGCUGUCUGUCUGUCUGUCUGUCCACGAAUUGGUCCAGACUAAAAUACUUUAACAACAGAUCAAGAAGAAAUUGUGUAUGGACAUUUAUUUUUAUAAUUUUAACUGUCCUGUACUUUUUACUUUUCUGACCAAACACUGGCAAAAAUCAUGACAAUCUCAUGAUCCUCAGCUGUAGUUUCUGCUUAACACUAGUUAGCUAAUGUUAUGUAUAUUAUGUAAUGUAUGCUAACAUGGUAAAUUAAGAUAGUGAAUAUCAUAAAAAUAUAUCUGUAUUUUAUCCAGCAUGUUAUCAUUGUCAUUGUGAGUAUAUUAGCAUACAUUUACUUCAAAGCACUGCUGUGCCUGAAUGCAGCUCCUUGUUUCUUCAUAAACUAGUAAAGUAAAUAGUAAGUAGUAAAUAUUUUGAAUUCGGAGACUCAUGGUUUUAAACAUUUUUUCAUGGUUUAAAUGUGAUGUUUUUAAAUAUUUACAUGGUAUGAAUAUUGAAAAAUGUUUUUUUUUUAUUUUUACACAAGAUUGAUACAUGAUUUAACAUUAAAGCUCAUCAAACAUG
Molecule: messenger RNA, 2437 nt
Organism: Scatophagus argus
Lineage: Eukaryota; Metazoa; Chordata; Actinopteri; Scatophagidae
Product: zinc-binding protein A33-like
Exons: 8
Coding region: 193-1743 (516 amino acids)
Molecular function (GO): protein binding
Source: RefSeq, a predicted model, not a curated record